AUGGCCGAGGUUAUUGGGCUUUUGUCCGGUCUCCUUACCUUGGCGACGGUCGCCCAUAAGUCUGUCACCAAGGUUCAGAAGGCAGUGCAAAGCUUUCGAUGCCUCCCACGUCAACUAAGGGAGCUUCUUUCAGAGUUAGCAGAGCUGAGUACCGUGCUCCAGGAACUCUCUCAAGCACCUCACGGUAACGUUGAAGUGGACCUUUCGGCCCUCAAAAUAACGCUGGAGCAAUGCAGCCGUGCAUGCGAGGACUUCGAGCUCGAGCUGAUAGCCUGUAGUUCGCGGUCUAGCCAAGAUCGAACUAGUUUUCGGGAUUGGGCCAGGCUCACAUACAGGGGCGGAGACGGAAUUGAAGGCUUCAGGCAGCAGCUCAUUGGAUACAAAUCUACAAUCGUCGUCGCUCUCAGCUUUGCGAACCUCCGCACAUCUGCCAUCACCGUCGAAGCCGUGCAAUCCUGCCGAGGAUUAAUUGAGACAACAACAAUUGACUUAGAGGUACACCUGGAGGACGUGAAGCAGAAGCUUGAUGUGCUCGCCUCCCGGGCCCUCGUGAGUCCCGAAGUAGACGAAGCGACGUUUAAAUAUAUAGAAAACGAGCGUCUUAGUACCGAAAAGGGUCUCCAGCUUUGCCUUCAGCUUUCUCAGCAGAUUGACCAGAUUCAGCUUCAAUAUGCCACUGAGGAAGGGCACACGCCCAGUCUUCUCGGUCCACACCCAACAUCAAAUAUGCUUGUCAGCGAAGGACUCGAUGGCUGUAAGGAAUACCUCGGAUUUGCGCUUGAGCGAUUGAAGAGGCAUCGUCAAAAGGUUUCCGAACGAAUAGAUGCUGGCUCGUCGACCGCCGUAGCAUCGGAUAAUAAAGUGUUACUCGAUAAUCUUAACGAGGAGGCCGACGUUUUACGUCAUUCACUGAACUUGUUCUCGAAUAUCAACACGUAUUUGGAGGAGAAGAUCAGUAACAUCGAGAACCAUGCUGAGGGCGAUGACACUAUUCAAUUUAUGGUUUCGACGGACGGGAAGCCGCUUAAUGGAAAGAACCACGGUAUCGGCUUGAGACUCAAACAAGCCGGCGGGCAUUUUAAGGAACAAUCUCUUCAACAGAUAUCCCAAGACUUCACCACAAUCAGCUUGCACCAAACGGGAGGCGAAAAGUCUCCUAGACGUGCUCAUACGCCAACAGUGGACCCAGAAACCACGGCGGUGGCACCUGGUACGCCCUUCAAUGGACGAGGCUUCACACUUACACCUAAGCCUAGUUCUGGGUCGGUUCCACUUCCUGGCUCUGCAACAAAGUGA
Molecule: messenger RNA, 1296 nt
Organism: Fusarium sp. VM40
Lineage: Eukaryota; Fungi; Ascomycota; Sordariomycetes; Hypocreales; Nectriaceae
Source: the annotation of a GenBank genome assembly